AUUGUCACUAGUGUUUGGUUGAUAAGUCCGCCUAUUUUCUGUUGAAAAUAGCCGAAAAUGAUCGGCGUUCGACUAAAUACGUUCAGCGACAACUCUGGCGAACCAGAGCAAGAUGCUAAUUCAGCACUAACUGAGCUAGACAAAGGGCUCAGAUCAGGAAAAGUGGGUGAACAAUGCGAAGCGAUAGUCCGCUUUCCGCGUCUCUUCGAAAAAUACCCAUUCCCAAUACUCAUAAACUCGUCAUUUCUGAAACUUGCCGAUGUCUUUCGAAUGGGCAAUAAUUUUCUUCGCUUGUGGGUACUGCGGGUGUGCCAGCAAAGCGAGAAGCAUUUGGACAAGAUCCUGAACGUUGAUGAGUUUCUAAGACGAGUAUUUAGUGUUCUACAUUCAAAUGAUCCUGUAGCAAGGGCGCUCGCUCUUCGGACGCUCGGAGCGGUGGCUGGAAUUAUUCCAGAGAGGCAGAAUGUACACCAUGCUAUUAGGCGAGGACUGGACAGCCAUGACAAUGUGGAGGUUGAGGCUGCUAUUUAUGCUACUACCAGAUUUGCAGCACAUUCCAAUGCCUUUGCAGUAGCCAUGUGCAACAAGUUAUCGGACAUGGUGGAAUGCGAGAGCACGGGCGCAGAGCGACGCGCCAAGCUCGUGAGGGCCUUACGGACUGUUCAUGGAGGAGCUGUUCGUGCGGGUGGCGUCCUGAAACUGCUCCGUUCGCUCUUGGAACGGUUCCCAUCAUCAAGUUCGGUGCGCGCGGCUAUCUCCGCGCUCACCGCCAUUGCACAUGACACUGUAGUCCAUGUGCCUGAUCAGGUGGAACUGCUCCUCAGUAUAGCCACAAACGACGCCCGAUCAUCCGUCCGUCGGGCCGCCCUACUAGGGCUAAAAACUUUAGCCCAACACGCAGCCCUAUGGCCUGCUGCCUCCGUCCAAGCUUUAGUUCGAACAGCCGCCGAUGCAGACCCUAAACACACCAUGUUAUGCCUCGAGGUUAUGCAGAUCCUGGUGGAGUGCCCGGCGGUGAUCGCCGACGCAGCCGGCUCGGCGCAGCGCGCCCUGCGCGAGCUGUGCGCGCGCGCCGCGCUGGACAGCGCGCUGCGCCCCGCCGCCACCGCCGCGCACGUGCUCACCCGCCGCGCCGUGCACUGUUACGAAGAAGGCAUACCUGUGGAAGGCGCCGAAUUAAUGCUUGCCCUAGAGAAUAUAGUUAUUGCGACGGGCGUACCGGACGGACAAGAUAACAUACGACCGUUGCGUAUGGCUCUACGUUGUUUGGUACAACUAUGCAACGCAGCACCAGUCGAAUACGCACCCAGAACCGGGCGACUUUUGACUUCUCAACUUCGAGCAACUGGUUGGCGACAAGGGGGGCCUAGAGCUUUAGCCUUAUUGGAGGCUUUAGGGGCCCUAGGGGGAGGCACUCAUGGGGCCCUGACACUUACAUUGACUGAUCUUAUGGAUGGGGCUGACAUAUCAGAGCCAGUCGAAGACGGAACAGCGCUAGUUCUCCUCUGUACAGUAAUAUUCCAGGAACGAGCCGCCAAAGCGCUCAAAUGCAAGAUAAACGGCGCGUGGCAGGAGAAAAUUAAGGAAGCUAUCAGUAGCGCUGAUGGGUGGACGAAAUAUAGAGUGGCUAGAGCUGCAUUGCGAUAUGGGCACCACCGGCUAGCGGCCCAUGUGUUGGAAGGGUUGUUGGGAGCAGCGAGUUCCGAGGCCACUCAGCGCUGGUUGGCAUCUCUACACCGCGCUGCUAAAGCGGACGCAGAGCUUGUUGAACAAGGUAUAACGGGGCUGGAGGCCGCCGCGUCGUCGUGGGAGGUGGCGGGCGGCUGGGGCGGCGCGGGCGCGGCGGGCGGGGGCUGCGCCGGCUGCGCGGGCUGCGCCGCCUGCACGCCGCUCGCCGGCGCCUGGAUCGCGGCGCGCGCGCAGGCGCUGGCCACGCUGGCCCGCACGGCGGACAGGGCCAGAGUGCUGUGCACCCAGCCCCCACCCGCAGUGGCACAGGCAUCAAGGUCGCCAUGCGCCGCAGCGGGCGCAUGCGCGGCGGCGCUACGCAAAGCGGCGCGUUCGGCGCGCGCUGUGGCGGAGCGGUACGCGCACAUAGCCAGGACGGCUUUCCACGCUGAUGAGGCCACAUUGACACAUCUGCAAAUUUCGCAGCACACUUUCACGCAGCUGUCGGAGUUCCUGGAGCGGCUCACGGGGCAGGCGGCGCCGCGCGCGCUGUUCGUGCCGGCGCUGCGCCCCGCCAGCCUCGACGAGAAGAUUGCGCUCGCGCCCGCUGAAGCCAUCCUCAACAUUUCCAACAAGCUCUUUGACGACCCCACUACGGGCAACGGGAUCACACAUCGACACGCGGCGGGCGUGCUGGCGGCGGUGCGCGCGGCCGGCGCCGGCGCCGUGUGGCCGCGCGCCGUGUGCGAGGCGCGCGCGUGCGGCGCGCUCUGCAGGCUGUCGCUCACGCCAGGAGGCCGCGGCGCCGAGCAGGCGGCGGCGCUGCCGCACACGCACCACCUGGCGCUGAAGGCCGAGGGGGUCAUCCUGCCGCCGCCGAGAGGCAAGUCGCGGCCGCCGCGCCAGGUGAAGCUGGUGCAGCUGACCGUCACCGCCACGCCGCACCCGCGCUCCAACGAGAAGACGGUGGAGCUGACCAACGUGCCUCCGGUCCUGUCCGCUGUGCAGGCCGUGGCGCCGCUGCGAGACUUCUUCUCGGCGCAGCAGCUCGUGGCCGUGGCGGCGCCCGGGCUGUACACGGUGGCCGUGGAGGCUGCCUUCGUGGACCAACAUGGCGCGCUCUGGAACACUGGGCCUAGGACCUCUAUUGUCAUUAAAGCUCACGAGGACUCCAGUGCAAAGGGUAAUACGCAAACUGCUAGAGGAAGAUUUUGAGAAAGCCGAAGUAAUUUUUUUUAAUUAUUUAUGUAUAAGUAAAUAUAAGGUUUUUGACCGUAAAAUAUUAA
Molecule: messenger RNA, 2954 nt
Organism: Cydia pomonella (codling moth)
Lineage: Eukaryota; Metazoa; Arthropoda; Insecta; Lepidoptera; Tortricidae
Gene: INTS7
Product: integrator complex subunit 7
Exons: 18
Coding region: 58-2883 (941 amino acids)
Biological process (GO): snRNA 3'-end processing
Cellular component (GO): integrator complex
Source: RefSeq, a predicted model, not a curated record